Racocetra persica is the source of this 334-nucleotide messenger RNA. NCBI's taxonomy places the organism in Eukaryota, Fungi, Glomeromycota, Glomeromycetes, Diversisporales, Gigasporaceae. The record is from the annotation of a GenBank genome assembly.
ACAAUUCUUAAAAAAAACAUUACUACAAACCAGAAUAAUGAUCAAGACGAAGACCAAACUGAAGAUCAAGUUGAAGACCAAACUAAGGAUCAAGUUGAAGAUAAAUCUGAAAAUAAUAAACCACACCCUUGUAUAAAUGCAAUUAUUGUCCAAAAAUUUUUGAACAUGGAAUUGCAACUAGAAUACAAACAUAUCUUAACUAUAAUUGUUAAUCAAGAUAUUUAUAAUGAUGAAGAUAUGGAAAUUGAUAAUAUAAUUUAUAAGAAAGAAAUUUGUAAAAGCAUUGAAGAAGAAAUCGAACCAAUCUAUUUAUCUGAUAUUGAUAAUAAUAGUG